Molecule: messenger RNA, 807 nt
Organism: Schistosoma bovis
Lineage: Eukaryota; Metazoa; Platyhelminthes; Trematoda; Strigeidida; Schistosomatidae
Source: the annotation of a GenBank genome assembly
AUGUCAAUUAAAACAAAUCAUCCACAGAUUAUCUUAUAUUGGAUGGAAUUGAUCCUUGGUAUAAUUUGUAUUGCAUUAGCUGGAAAAGGUUAUCAUGAAAUUGGAUUUCAAUAUUUAAUUGGAAUUGGAACAUUUUCAGCUAUUGGAAAUAUUGUCUUUUUAUUAAUGUAUGGUUUUGCUACAACAAGACCAUUAGAUGGUCGAUCAAUAUUAAAAUUAAUUGAAACUAUUUAUCAGUUGAUUGUCACAUUACUUUAUUGUAUCUCAAUUGGUGUAACAUUUAAUCAAAUAGAUUAUUUACAAUAUUUUAUUGGACCAAUUACAAUAUUUACAUCAGCUAAUUUUGGAGCUUAUAUAUUUGGUAGUAUGGUUGCAAUCACUGAAUUACUUUGUAAACAUCCAGAUAUCAAUACUACUAAUAACACUACUACUACUACUACUAAUAACACUACUAAUACUCCUAUGAAUACAAAUUCGAACCCUAAUCCAUCUCAACCUGUUAAUCAAUUGAAUCAAAGUAAAUAACAAACAACUCAAUUGUGUUGUAUAUUACUUUAUCUAUAUAUAUAACCAUAGUUAUCUUAUUUACCCUUUAAUUACUUUAUACAAUAUUACUAUUAUGUGCAUAUUACUGAAUGAUUUAUCUAUGUAUUAUGUAAUUGAUGACAAUAAUCAAUGAUAUACAGUAUUCCUUAUACAAUUUGAUUAUAUUUAUGAUGGACUGUUGAUUUGAUCCUUGAAGAUGUUCUUUUAGAAGGUUAGAAUUUGGUUUAUUUCAAAGAAUAAGGGAAUAUACAAUUCAUUUAU